Phymastichus coffea is the source of this 5713-nucleotide messenger RNA. Its product is annotated as GRIP and coiled-coil domain-containing protein-like. Gene Ontology annotation, biological process: regulation of DNA-templated transcription. Gene Ontology annotation, molecular function: RNA polymerase II cis-regulatory region sequence-specific DNA binding; DNA-binding transcription factor activity, RNA polymerase II-specific. The record is from RefSeq and is a predicted model, not a curated record. Lineage: Eukaryota; Metazoa; Arthropoda; Insecta; Hymenoptera; Eulophidae. Bases 384 to 4544 code for a protein of 1386 amino acids. The transcript has 20 exons.
CAUAUAAUAGAAACGCUUACUCAUAACCUAAGUUUCAUAUAGUUUCCCGGCGCCGUUGUGCGAGAGCCGACGCGCUCACUUAUGGUUAUUUAUUUAAUGGCUGGUGACAUGCGAACAAACACUUGUUUUAUUUGCAUCGAAAAUGCAAUAAAGGGUGUUCUUUCAAUGAAAAUCUCAUCAACUUACCUAUAAACCAUUGAUUUCGAUAGGUUUAAGUGAAAUUUACAAUAAUACAUGCCUCAUAAGAGGAUACAAUGUGUUUAAAUACGUACAAUCUUGUGUACAUAGUUUUUGACGUUUUUCAAAUAACUAUCUUGAGUUUUUAAUUAAAAACCGAAAUUCUGGUUAACGAGUGGGCUCUAAGGUUUAUAAUUUAAAAAAAAAUGGCAAGCUCUGAUCUGAAAGCAUUAUUUGAUAAUCCAGAAUUUCUCUCAAAAUUUCAAAAUUUAAUCAAUGAACAUCGUAUUAAUGAGGUAAUUGGGAAAAGUGAUAUAAACUCAAAAAAUAAUAAAAGACAGUUUGUAGAAAAUAAUACGAAAGAAGUUUAUAAAAGAAGAAAAGUUGUAAAUCAAUCACCCCAAAAACAAAAUGACUCUAUUCAGGAUGUCAAAUCAUUGCUACAAGAUAAAGAUAUACAGAAAAAAAUAGCCCCUUAUGUUAGCAAAUGUAUACAACUUACAGAUAAUUCUACAGAUAAUUAUAAUAAUUCUUCUGAUAAAAACGUAGCCGAAACCAUUCAGAAAAAUGCAAUAUCUAUUGAUACAAAUGAAGAUAACAAAGACAUUAGGCCUAGAAUGGGAGAAAUUAGAUUUCUAAAUCACAGUGCUGCAAUGAUGAAGCCUCCAAGUAAACCACAUAGUAACGUUAAAAUUAUGCAAAAAAUUGAACAACAUGGAUUAGAACUACAUUUUACAGAUAAAAAACAUACAGACAAGCAAACAAAUUUUCAUGAUAAAGAUGAAAUAAAAAUUGUAAAUACAAUAGAAAAUAAUGUUAAUCCCCAAAGUGCUAGUGCUGUUGUGAACAAAAAAAUAAUAAAUGAUUCAUUAAUAAAAAGUAAAAUAAUAAGAUUAGUCCCUAUCCAAAUGAUUAAGAAUAGGCAUAUUUUACCUAAUAGAACCAAUUUAACUGAUAAAAGCAUAUUGGAAGAAUCUAUAACUGAUUUAGGUACUCAAUAUAAUGAAGAAAAUUGUGAAGUGUCACAAUCAGAUGAUAUUUAUUAUUUAAGUAUGGCAAAUGCUUUAAAUAUAUCAUCAGAUAAUUCAGAAAUUUUACCAAAAAAAAAUGUCACUUCCAAUAUUUUAAAUAAUUCAUAUAUUAACAAUUCCAUUAUUACGGUUGCACCAAAUACAUCAACUCCAGAGCUUGAACCAAAAGUCUUAAAUCCAAUUAUCAAAAGCAGUGAUUAUAAAAAAACUAAUUUGUCUAGUAAAAAAUUGAAAUGUUUUACUAUUCCUAAUUGUAAAAUUGGAAAUCAGAGCAGUAAAACAAAUCUCAAUAAUGUUGAUUUAGUAAACAGUCAGAAUAGAUCUACUUUACUUGUAGUAAAUGACAAUAGUAAACAGUCUGUUAAAAUACAAAAUGUACAGAAAAAUAUUGGUUCCAAACCAGUUAUCAAAAGCAAUGAGAAAGUGAUUCAAGGCAAAAUAAUACUAGAAGGCAAAACUAUUAGAAAGAUUGGAAAUGACAUUAAUGACAGUCUUGUAAUUGAUAUCAGUGAUAGAAUUAUAACAAAAGCCAAUACAACAGAUUCUUUUAAAUUACCUAAAAUUGAAAGUGUAAUGUCGUAUGCUGAAAGUUUACCAAAAAUUACAAAUGUAACUUCAUGUGUUACAAGUAUUACAAACAUUGAAAACACAGUUACACAUACUACAGACAUACAAAGCACGGAAGAUAUUUCUCUCGCUGAAAGAAUUUCUGCAGUUUCUAAAAAUUCUCAUGAAAAAAUUCUCAAAAUUACAAAACCAGCCACAAAAAUUAAAAGUAAACGGAACUUACAAAAUAAAGUUAUGGAACAAGUCAAAGACAUUAACAAUAAAAUUAAAAAGAAUAACAAGUUUUUAACUAGCAGUAACACAGUAGAUGCCACAAUUGAAGAGGUUAUUGCUCAGGCAGUAAAUUCAAUGGUAUUGAAUAAAAAUAAAUCUCAGGAAAGUCUAAAUUUACAUAUUAAUAAGUUGAAUAAAAAAAGCUCUCCAAGAACGGGGCUUAAAGUUCUAAAGCCAGUUAAAAGAAUAGAGUUAGCUAAUAGUGACAUACAAAGCAAUACUGAUAAUGUUAACUUUGUAAUAGAAGAAUCUGUUGAUAGAUUAGGUCUACCAAGUAUCAGGAAUGUUGUGUCUUUGGCUACAGAUCUUGUAUUUGAUGAUUGUCUAAAGGAAGCAGAUCAAGAGUUAUCAAGUAGCAAUCAUUUAUAUACUGCAAACAAUCCAGAAAAGAAACUUAAAUUUCUAAACCCGUUUGUAAGAGACAAAGAUGGAUCUCAGUUAUCAAGUAAAUCAUUUGAAAAUCUGGAUGUAGACUUGCAAACUGGAAAUGAUGAUUUUAAUUUUGCCAUAGAGUCUCUCAUUGAAGAUAUAAGUAAAAAAAAAUUAGAUAAAAAAUCACUUAUUAAAAAUAAAGUCUCUCAUCCAUCUCCACGAAAACAGUUUAGUGUAUCAAAUGUCAGAAAUCGAAGACUUAAUGUUUUGAAAUCUGUAAGCAGAAAAAAAAGGGAUAAGCGUGAAGCUAAGUUUACUGAAAAGAAGGUUCAAAUCAUUGACAAUAGUAUUAAAAAUGAUAUAAUCAAUAUUGAAGAUGGUGUCCAAAAUGGCAUAGAUAAUGUUGAAAGUACUAUUAAGAAUGGCAUAGAUAAUCUUGAAAAUAGUGUUCAAAGUGGCAUAGAUAAUAUUAAAAGUAUUCUUCAGUGUGGUAUAGAUAAUGUUAAAAGCACUGGUCAGAAUGAUGUAGAUAAUAUUGAUACAACUAUUCAGAAUGGCAUAGAUAAUGUUAAAGCCACAAUACAAAAUAGUAAAGGUAAUAUUGAUAUGAUGGAGAUGAAUUUAGCAGAUUUUAACUUGAUAGACACAAAGUUGACAUUUGUGAACAGUGAAUAUAAUGAUGCCUCUUUUGAUAAAAGUAUACCGAUUAAAAUGGAUAUUAUACCUAAUAAAUUAUCACCUAUGAAAUCACUUGAGGAAGAUUUAUCUAAUAUGAACAGCUUUGCAAAAGAGCAAACUGUAUCUGUUGAUAGUUAUAUUGCAGAGUUACUACCAGACAACAAGACUGUUGUUGAAGAAUCUUUAGAUGGCUCAAUGAGAAUUGUAGAAGAAUCAGAGGAGCUUCUAGAAGAAGUACCAUUGCAUCAAAGGAGAUGUAACAAUUUCUAUGUUAAAGUUCCAACCGGGGAGGAGCUCGGUAACAAUAUCGACCUCGCAGAGUAUGAAAAAUUUUUCAGCAUACAGGACGAGAAUUAUUCAACAAAAAAGACUCAGAAAGUAGAAAUAGAAUCACUUGAUAACGAUGAAGAUAUUGAAGGCACACCAGGUAAACGUCGCACUAAAUGCUCCAAGUGUGACAGAACUUUUGUGAACUCAACUAAUCGUAAGAUUCACGAGGCUACGUGUGAAGUUACUGAUCCUCAAAGUUCGGAAUGUUCUAAAUGUGGUAGAUGGUUUGCCAGAACCGCUUAUCGGAAAAUCCAUGAGAAAAAGUGUCAAAAGGUGUACGGUACUAUCGAGGUUCCUGUCACGCCACUUAGCGAUGUUCUUAGAUGUGCCAUGUGUCCUUUUAAUACUGGACAUAAAACUGCUUAUAUAAAUCAUCUUAAGAGUCAUAUGUAUAGUCAUAAGAAGUCCACUACUAUAAGCUCUAGAAUUGCAGCUUUGAGAAGAAAAUUUGGAUAUAGGAGGAAGAAGAGGAGACUCCGUUUCGGAGCUUUGAAGAAUCGCUGCGAGAUCUGUAGUGACGAUGCUGCUGGUGUGGAGCAUAUGGUAAGUCGUUGCCGUCGUUGCGGCGCUUUCAACUUGCAAUGGUGCGAUGAGUGUUACAAGGGUGGCUACUCAACUGCAUGUCGACUUAAACACCACGAGACUAAGUGCACAGCUACACCUCACACGAGAUGUAAUAAUGUGCCGCGCGUAAGUGUCGAGAAAAUCGGCCCACCGUUGCCACUACAUUGUGUGACUUGCAACGUAACUCGUAUUUUGUACAUGCGUGAGAAGCGUUGUGGGCAAUGUUCGUCUCCAUUGGUGUUUAAAUGCGAGAUGUGCUUCGAGUUGAGGGAUACAUUCGCCGAGCUCGUCGGGCACGUCGCUCGAGCACAUAUUUACGGAUGCCUCGUUAAAUGCAACUACUGCGGCAAAAAUUGCGAGGAUAUAAUUUUGCACCAACAGGUUUGCGAAAGUCAACAGAAGGAAGACGAUAGUGCAGUAAACAUGGAAACAAACCAGUUAUCCGAAGACGAUGACAACAAUGAGGAUACGCCGCACUCUUUAGAUAACCUUGUUCUCGAAUUGGAUGAAGAAUCAGACGAAGAACCAGCUCUAAGGGUAGAGGAAGUGUAAUGAUCGAAUAAGGUUAAUUGUGUAUUAACUUUUAUCUUUUUCUUCAAAAACGUACAUUUUUUCGUGCAAUGAUCGAAACCUGUGAUUUAUAUUGAAAGAUCGAUCAUAAAUUAUUAUUGAAUCGAUAUUAGGUUUGACGAAUUUUUUUAAAUUUCAGGAGAUGUUAUUAAAAAAGGUUAAAACACUCUUGCAUGUAUUAUACUAUCAUUUUUUAUACUACGCUCUUGCUUGUAAUUACUGACUUCAAAAGUGCACUCUGUUUAGGUUGAAUGAUCUUAUAUGUUUUGUAUUUAUAUUAUUUAUACUAUUGUAUAAAUAGUCAUAUAAGCAUAAACAAUUAUGUAUCAUACAUUGACAUGGAUUUGAAAUGACUACAUUUAACUUGUAUUAUACAUCUUACUUAUAUUGUCUUGAUAAUUACAAUUCAUUUUUAUGCUAUUUAUGAUUUUGGAUUUGAAAAAGUUACGAUGAAAAUCAAAUUCAAAUUCAAAUUCACUUUACAGGUAGAGACUACUUGAAAUAACUAACAUAACAAGUCGUUGACAAUUAUCAAUUGCUUCGUUAAAUUGCUUUUUUCUUUCAUUUUUUUGUUGUUAAAAAUUGUUAGAGGUUUUUCUAAGUUCUCUUUUCAGUUCCUUUUUAAGAUUUUAAUUACCUUUUUGUACGAGUAAACGCAAUCAAACGGAAAAAGCGUAUAUAGAAUAUUUAACACAAGAGUUUUUGUAAAUUUGUCUGAUAAAACUACUGUACACUGCUGUAUUCAGUCGAUUAUUUAGUGAACGUGAAUUUUUUCUUCGAAUAACUGUCUAAAUAGAAGAACCAUUGAUUAUAAUAAGCAAACAUUUUGAAAUGAUAGUUUGAGUUUAUGUUGUAGAUCUAUGCUAAUAUAAGAAUAGCACUGAAAAAUACUAAUUUUAUUCAGUAUAUUGCAACUAUAUUACGUUAAACCUUAGGUACUUAUAACUGUAAAUAUGUGUACAGGAAAAUACUCGUAAUAAACAAUGAAUAAAAAUUUGAAAAAUUGUGAUCAUUUGUAUACAAUUUCACGCCAUUCUAUCAAACUAACAAUUCUGAGAAGCAAAGCGUAUCAUAAAUGUAAUAUUUUAGAUGUAGGUAAAUUUCAAUAGACAUUCGAUUUUUGAAUACAUCAGCAUCAGUCGCAAAUAUAA